AUGCCUGUCUCCAUCGAGGAGUUGGACGCCACUGUCCGGGCCUUCUAUGAGGGUCGCGGCGAGCAGCAAAAAGCUGCCCAAGCCGCUCUGAACCAGUUCAAAGAAGACCCUGAUGCCUGGUUGAUGGUCGACGAGAUCCUCUCGAAGGCGACUUACGAGCAGACUAAAUUCUUGGGUUUGCAGGUUCUCGAUAACGUGAUCAUGACAAGGUGGAAGGUUCUGCCACGGGAACAGUGUCAAGGCAUCCGUGACUUUGUGGUUCAGUAUAUCUUGCAGUGCUCAGCAUCGGAAGAGGCGCUCAGGGCUCACCGCACCCUCCUCAACAAAUUAAACCUCGUUCUGGUCUCGGUUCUCAAGCAGGAAUGGCCCCACAACUGGCCGACGUUCAUCAACGAGAUUGUUACUGCCUGCCAUUCGAGUCUAUCGGUCUGUGAGAACAACAUGACAAUUCUGCGGCUUCUCUCCGAAGAAGUUUUCGACUACUCGGCCGAGCAGAUGACAUCAACAAAGACCCGCAACCUCAAGACGACUAUGUGCAACGAGUUCUCCCAGAUCUUCUAUCUCUGCACCGAUAUCCUCAAAGGCGCAGAGCAGCCGAGCUUGAUCAAGGCAACCCUGCAGACGCUCCUGCGCUUCUGUAACUGGAUUCCUUUGGGCUACAUCUUCGAGACACCGCUGAUUGUGACCCUCCGGGAAAAAUUCCUCGAGCAGCCCGAGUACCGUAACCUCACAUUGCAGUGUUUGACCGAGAUUGGCGGCUUGCAAACAGGGGGCCCAGGCCAGCUCAACACGUACGAUGAACACUUGAUCAAGAUGUUCACCGAGGUUCUGACGUCCAUUUCCAACAUCAUCCCCUUGGAUAUGGACCUCAAGGCCGUGUAUCCGCAAAGCAAUUCCCGUGAUCAAGAGUUCAUACAGAAUUUGGCCCUUUUCCUGUGCAAUUUCUUUGGGAUGCAUCUGCCCUUGAUCGAGAACCUGCCCAAUCGGGACUUCCUCACGCACGGUCACUACUACCUCAUCCGAAUUUCCCAGAUUGACGACCGCGAGAUCUUCAAGAUUUGCCUUGAUUACUGGCUGAAGCUUGUUCAGGAGCUCUAUGAAGAGAUGCAGUCAAUACCGUUAACCGACAUGACGGCCAUGCCUUUAGGGGGCAUGGGCGGCGGCGCGCCCAACCCGGCACUACUUACAAACUAUCCUCUCCGAAAGCACAAAUAUAACGAAGUACUCUCAAACCUUCGUGUCGUCAUGAUCGAGAAGAUGGUUCGUCCGGAAGAAGUCCUGAUUGUGGAGAACGAUGAAGGCGAAAUUGUCCGCGAAUUCGUCAAGGAGACAGACACGGUUCAGCUGUACAAGACGAUCCGCGAAUGCCUGGUCUAUCUCACCCAUCUAGACGUUGUCGAUACUGAGCAAAUCAUGACCGACAAACUUGCCCGGCAGGUAGACGGGUCCGAAUGGUCGUGGCACAACUGCAACGUGCUUUGCUGGGCCAUCGGGUCGAUUUCCCUGGCCAUGAACGAAGAGACAGAGAAGCGCUUCCUCGUCACAGUAAUCAAGGACUUGCUGGGACUUACAGAGAUGAAACGGGGAAAGGACAACAAAGCCGUUGUCGCCAGUAACAUCAUGUACAUUGUGGGCCAGUACCCACGCUUCCUCAAGGCACACUGGAAAUUUCUGAAGACGGUUGUCAACAAACUCUUUGAAUUCAUGCACGAGUCUCACGAAGGUGUCCAGGACAUGGCAUGCGAUACGUUCAUCAAGAUUGCCAAGCAAUGCAGGAGGCAUUUUGUUGCGCUUCAGCCGAGCGAGAAUGAGCCCUUUAUUGAGGAGAUCAUCCGGAAUCUCAGCAAGAUCACUUGUGACCUGACCCCCCAACAGGUGCACACAUUUUACGAGGCAUGUGGCUACAUGGUUGCUGCACAAGGGAACAGGAACCAGCAAGAGCGCCUCCUGGCCGAUUUGAUGGCCAUCCCGAACGCGGCUUGGGACGAGAUCAUCAGAUCGGCAACCGUGAACCCGUCUAUCCUGCAAGACGCCGAAACGAUCAAGGUCAUUGGGAAUAUCAUGAAGACCAAUGUGUCUGCUUGCUCCUCCAUUGGGACCUAUUUCUUCCCUCAAAUCGGCCGGCUAUACAAUGACAUGCUCCAGAUGUAUGCUGCCACAAGCCAGCUCAUCUCUGAGGCGGUUGCUCGCGAAGGCGAGGUUGCGACCAAGAUGCCCAAGGUCCGCGGUUUGCGGACCAUCAAGAAAGAGAUAUUGAAGCUGGUCGAGACGUUUGUUGACAAGGCGGAGGACCUGCAGGCUGUGCAGACCCAGAUGGUGCCUCAGCUGCUAGACUCUGUCCUUGUUGACUACAACCGCAAUGUCCCUGGGGCCCGCGAUGCCGAGGUGUUGAAGUGCAUGACAGCGAUGAUCACCAAGCUCUCGGGUUUGAUGGAGGACCAAGUGCCGGUCAUAAUGGAAAACGUCUUCGAAUGCACCUUGGACAUGAUCAACAAGGACUUUUCCGAGUUCCCAGAGCACCGCGUCGAGUUUUUCAACCUCCUUCGGGCUAUCAAUCUCCACUGCUUCCCUGCUCUCUUGAAGCUCGACAACCGGCAAUUCAAGUUCGUCAUUGAUUCAUGCCUGUGGGCGAGCAAACAUGACAACCGCGAUGUGGAAACUGCAGGGCUUAACAUGUGCCUGGAGUUGGUCAACAACAUCGCGGAGAAAACGGACGUCCAGACAUCCAAUGCCUUCUUCAACCAAUUCUUCAUUACCAUUCUGCAGGACGUCUUCUUCGUCCUGACUGAUCAGGAUCACAAGGCCGGCUUCAAGACGCAGUCGAUGUUGCUCAUGCGGCUUUUCUACUUUGCCCACCCCGCCGACGGCACGCAGCCCAAGAUUCAGGGGCCGAUUUACCAACCCGAUCAAGCACAACCUGGUACGAGCAACCGGGAGUUUCUGGGCACGUUCGUCAGCACCCUGUUGCAGAACGCAUUUUCUAACCUCACGCCGGUCCAAAUCACGGCAUUCGUCGAGGGACUGUUUACUCUGAAUACGCAGUACGACAAGUUCCGUCUAGCGCUCCGUGACUUCUUGAUAUCGUUGCGCGAGUUCGCGGGCGACCAUGCGGAGCUUUACCAGGUUGAGAAGGAACAGAUGGAGCGGGAUGCCAGAGCGGCUGAGCUUGAGCGCCGCUCCAAGGUGAGCGGCCUGAUCAAGCCGUCGGAGCUUGAAGACGAUGAGCUGUGA
Messenger RNA from Canariomyces notabilis, 3231 nucleotides. RefSeq lists its product as uncharacterized. Gene Ontology annotation, molecular function: small GTPase binding; nuclear export signal receptor activity. The record is from RefSeq and is a predicted model, not a curated record. The transcript has 10 exons. Lineage: Eukaryota; Fungi; Ascomycota; Sordariomycetes; Sordariales; Chaetomiaceae. Gene Ontology annotation, cellular component: nucleus; cytoplasm. The coding region runs from base 1 to 3231 and encodes 1076 amino acids. Gene Ontology annotation, biological process: protein export from nucleus; ribosomal large subunit export from nucleus; ribosomal small subunit export from nucleus.